This is a messenger RNA of Cucurbitaria berberidis CBS 394.84, 1985 nucleotides long. Its product is annotated as IMP dehydrogenase. The record is from RefSeq and is a predicted model, not a curated record. Gene Ontology annotation, biological process: GTP biosynthetic process. The transcript has 3 exons. Bases 200 to 1837 code for a protein of 545 amino acids. Lineage: Eukaryota; Fungi; Ascomycota; Dothideomycetes; Pleosporales; Cucurbitariaceae. Gene Ontology annotation, cellular component: cytoplasm. Gene Ontology annotation, molecular function: IMP dehydrogenase activity.
GGCGGGGUCACCUGAAAGGCUUGGCACAGGAACCCACAGAAAUUCUUUCUUCGCCUCGAUUCCCUCCCAACUUUUCUUUCUCUUGGGAAAGCCCAUAACUUUCCCCGGCCCAAGUCCUUCCACCAAGAACUGCGGUCUGUUUCGUUCAGUCAACCCUCCUACACCCUUCUCGCUUUCUCGAGAAGACCGACUUUUCACCAUGCCCAUUUCCAACGGCGACGCCAUGACCAACACCGCCGCCGACGCCCUCGACUACUCCAAGGCGCUGGACGUGCUCAAGAACGAGUACUCGGAGCGCGAUGGAAUCGACAUCCAGACGCUCAUUGACUCGAAGAAGAACGGCGGCCUGACCUACAAUGACUUCCUCAUGCUCCCUGGCUACAUUGGCUUCCCCGCCGCUGAAGUCACCCUCGAUACCCCCAUCACGAAGCGCAUUACCCUCAAGACUCCCUUCGUCUCCUCGCCCAUGGACACCGUCACCGAGCACAACAUGGCGAUUCACAUCGCCCUUCUUGGUGGCCUCGGUGUAAUUCACCACAACUGCUCCCAAGACGACCAGGCCGAGAUGGUGCGCAAGGUCAAGCGCUUCGAGAAUGGCUUCAUCCUGGAUCCCGUCGUCAUUUCGCCCACAACCACGGUUGGCCAAGCAAAGGCGCUCAAGGCCCAGUGGGGAUUUGGCGGCUUUCCCGUCACAGAGAAUGGCACUCUCCGCUCCAAGCUCGUCGGCAUCAUCACUCCUCGUGACAUUCAGUUCCACGACAAGCUAGAGGACCCGGUCACGGCCGUCAUGUCCACAGAUCUCGUCACUGCCCGCCACGGCGUAGAGCUCAAGGAGGCCAACGACAUUCUCAACAAAUCGAAGAAGGGCAAGCUCCCAAUCGUCGAUGAGAACUUCAAUCUGAUUGCGCUCCUGUCCCGAUCUGAUUUGAUGAAGAACCUAAACUUCCCGCUUGCCUCCAAGCUCCCUCAUUCCAAGCAAUUGAUUGCUGCCGCUGCCAUUGGUACUCGGCCAGAGGACAAGAUUCGUCUGCAGAAGCUCGUAGAUGCCGGUCUUGACAUUGUCGUCCUUGACAGCAGCCAGGGCAACAGCAUGUACCAGGUGGAGAUGAUCAAGUACAUCAAGGAGAAGUACCCCGAGAUUGAUGUGAUUGGCGGAAACGUCGUCACUCGAGAGCAGGCUGCCGCGCUCAUCGCCGCUGGUGCGGAUGGCCUCCGAAUUGGUAUGGGCAGCGGAAGCGCCUGCAUCACCCAGGAAGUCAUGGCUGUCGGCAGGCCCCAGGCCACAUCCGUCUACAACGUCACCUCCUUUGCAAGGCGCUUCGGCGUUCCCUGCAUUGCGGAUGGCGGUAUCCAAAACGUAGGUCACAUUGUCAAGGGACUCGCCAUGGGUGCUUCCACCGUCAUGAUGGGUGGUCUCCUUGCCGGAACCACCGAGUCACCCGGAGAGUACUUUGUGAGCCGUGAUGGCCAGCUUGUCAAGGCUUACCGUGGCAUGGGCAGCAUCGCCGCCAUGGAGGACAAGAAGGCCGGAGCUGGUAGCGCCGACUCGAAGGCUAGCAACGCCGGAACUGCGCGCUACUUCUCUGAGGGUGAUCGUGUUUUGGUCGCUCAGGGUGUGUCUGGAUCCGUCCAGGACCGUGGCUCCAUCACCAAAUUCGUUCCUUACCUUAUGGCUGGUGUGCAGCACUCGCUGCAAGAUAUUGGCCUCAAGAGCAUCACAGACCUUAGCGAGGGCGUUGCCAACGGCACCGUCAGAUUUGAGCUGAGAACCGCCAGUGCUCAGGCUGAGGGUAACGUCCACGGACUGCACAGCUUCGACAAGAAGCUGUAUUCAUAGAUUCUGCAGAGAACCGGUUAGGUGUGCAUUGGGAGGGCGUUCAAAGAGUGGUCAGCUGGGUUGCUGUUUCUUUUUCGGUAGACACGUGAAGAUGAUUUGAUGGGUACAUUACGGAGCAAUGGAUAGGCUUAAAAGCAAUGAUACCACG